Molecule: messenger RNA, 1491 nt
Organism: Aspergillus niger
Lineage: Eukaryota; Fungi; Ascomycota; Eurotiomycetes; Eurotiales; Aspergillaceae
Exons: 5
Coding region: 1-1491 (496 amino acids)
Biological process (GO): transmembrane transport
Molecular function (GO): transmembrane transporter activity
Source: RefSeq, a predicted model, not a curated record
AUGGGUGAAUUCGGCAUUGAAGAGCUUUCUGAUCUUAACGUCCUUGCUGCCGAGCAUGGGCUGGAAUUGACCCCAGACGGGUGUCACUUGCGCUGGGCUCGAACAAAUCCCAAACAUCCGCGGAACUGGCACCCAGUGCGCAAGUCCUACGAUAUCGUUGUGAUCUCGCUUUUGGAAUUCUUCACGACAUGUCUCAGUACCUCAGGAGUUGAGUUCGGGACGUCCAAGACAUUGACAUUGUUUCUAUAUGUCUCAACUUAUCUCUUAGGACAAGGUCUCGGGGGGAUUGUGUUUCCCCCUUACUCGGAAUCCUUCGGUCGAAAGAAGCUCUAUAUUUUUAGCGCGUCCUUAUACAGCGUGUUCUGCCUCAUUAUCGCGGCGGUCCCAUCAAUUCCGUCCCUCGUCGUCGGCCGUUUCAUUACCGGCUUCCUGUCCGCCAUCCCUACCGUUGUGAUCACCGGGAGUAUCGAAGACAUGUUCAACACGCAUGAUAGGAUCUUCGUCAUGUUAGUCUACGUGUCCAUGGCUUGUAUGGGUGUUAGCGCCGGACCCAUUAUAAGCUCGUAUAUCUCUGUUCGCUUUGGAUGGAGAUGGGUGUUUUAUGUCGGCGCUAUUGUCUCCGCCUUUCUCGCAGCGCUGCUUUUAUGCAUCAAAGAAUCUCGACCAUCCCUCAUCCUUAUGCGGGAAGUUCAAACUCUGCGUAAGCUGACCGGGAACGAUACAUUCAAGGCACAAAACCCAGAUUACAUGCCGGACCUGCGCACCUUCCUUCACCUCGGCCUCUUGCGGCCUCUCCGUCUCUUCCUAACCGAGCCUAUCGUCUUCAUUGUGACAAUGAUCUUCGGAGUAUGCGUAGCCUUAGUCUACCUCUUCACGGAAGCCCUUCCUCCGGUUUACGAGCAAUUCGGCUUCAGCACCGAAGAAGCCUCCCUGCCGUUCCUCGCCCUCGGUCUCGGGGUCAUCCCUAACGCUUUGACUCGCAUCGUGGACUACCGCAUAAUCCGACGACGCCAGAAGAAAUGCGGUGUCCUCAAGCCAGAACACAAGCUGACGGGGAUCUACAUCGGAGCACCUGUACUUGCGAUCGCGCUGUGGUGGUUCGCCUGGACAAUUCCUCCCCAGGUGACCAACGUCAACUGGUUUGUUUCCGUGGUGGCGCUUUUCUUCAUCGGAUAUGCAUUGAAUGAGCUAGAGAUUGUGGUGACGGCAUAUAUGGCAGACAGCUAUCUGAGCUACGCUGCGAGCGGGUUUGCUGCCCUCUCCAUCAUCCGAUCCCUGCUGUCGGCUGCAUUUCCACUGUUCGGGAGUAAGAUGUUCGACGCACUGGGUGCCAACGUGGCUGUUUCUAUUCUAGCCGUGCUAGCAACGAUAUUCUGUAUCGUGCCGCCACUCCUCAGUCGUUACGGAGAGCAGAUGCGAAUGAGGAGUGCGUUUGCUAAGUAUAGUCUGCAAGUGUAUGCGGAAAACGGGGUAGAUCAGGACUUUCAGUAA